AUGGGUUUGGGCUUGAAAAUUGAUAGAGCACAAGAAAAUAAAGAGUUGGUUUGGACCAAUGUCCCCGCGAGCCAGCUCAAGCUUAAGAAUCUAAAGGUUGCAAUCGUUGGAGGUACCUCAGGAAUAGGUCAGAGCUUAGCUCGACUAUUCCAGAGCAGAGAGGCCGAAGUUGUUGUUGUGGGUCGAACUUUCAGAGAUCACGAUUUGGCGAAUAUUCAAUUUAUCAAAGCAGACUUGGAAUUGAUGUCUGAAGCUAAACGUGUGGCGAAGAAGCUUGCACAAUAUUCCUUGGACGUCGUAAUAUUCACGGCUGGUAUACUGGCAGCUCCAACGCGCGAGGAGACCGUUGAAGGUUUAGAACGCGACGUUGCUGUAAGCUAUCUCAGCAGACUGGUGAUCAUCCGCAAUCUUUUACCUGCGCUAGAAAAAGCAAAUUCAAAAUUUCUUACAAGACCUAGAGUCUUUAUAUUUGGGUUUCCUUGCCAGGGUGAAAUGGGGACACCCGACGACCUCAACUCCACUGGGAAAUACAAUGGAAUGAAAACUCACAUGUCCACCGUGGCAGGUAACGAGACUCUUGUGUUUGACACAGCGAGACGAUAUCCUGGCGUUGGCGUGUAUGGCCUCAACCCAGGCCUGAUAAAGACAACUAUCCGCGACAAUUUCUUAGGUGCUGGCAGCUUUAAAUCCUGGGUUAUCGAGGGCAUCAUUGGCUUUUUGUUCCAAAGUUCAGAAAACUAUGCUAGCAAGAUUGCUCCAAUGAUGGUUGCUACAGAGUUGGAUAAUCAAAGUCCCGCUUUUUUCGAUAGCAAUGGUACUGCUGUCCUGUCCAAGGGUUUUACAAACUCUUAUAUUGAGAAAUACAUAAGCAAGUCAGAAGAGCUGUUGAAUGAAUGUGCUAUACCUUUGUAA
Molecule: messenger RNA, 912 nt
Organism: Lachancea thermotolerans CBS 6340
Lineage: Eukaryota; Fungi; Ascomycota; Saccharomycetes; Saccharomycetales; Saccharomycetaceae
Product: KLTH0G19756p
Exons: 1
Coding region: 1-912 (303 amino acids)
Biological process (GO): secondary metabolic process
Source: RefSeq, a predicted model, not a curated record